Messenger RNA from Cornus florida, 2072 nucleotides. Its product is annotated as laccase-2-like. Gene Ontology annotation, biological process: lignin catabolic process. Gene Ontology annotation, molecular function: hydroquinone:oxygen oxidoreductase activity; copper ion binding. Gene Ontology annotation, cellular component: apoplast. The record is from RefSeq and is a predicted model, not a curated record. Bases 90 to 1853 code for a protein of 587 amino acids. The transcript has 7 exons. NCBI's taxonomy places the organism in Eukaryota, Viridiplantae, Streptophyta, Magnoliopsida, Cornales, Cornaceae.
UAUAUGUGUGUGUGUGUGUGUGUGUCGUGUGUGUAUAUAAGCUAGUUGUGUAGCAGAGUGGAGAAUAGUGUCCAUUCCAGUCAUAAGAAAUGGGUGUCUUCUCACAUUGCCUAUCCUUCUAUUCAUUGGGUGUGGUGUUACUAGUCAUUUGCAAUAUUGCUCGCGCCGAAGACCAUUUCUAUGAUUUUGUUCUAAAGGAGUCGAAUUUUACAAGAAUGUGCAGUACGAAGAGCAUGUUGGUUGUGAAUGACAGUUUUCCGGGGCCUGUUAUUACUCUGCGCAAAGGAGAUACUGUGUUUAUCAAUGUUCACAAUGAAGGAGAAUAUGGUCUAACAAUUCAUUGGCAUGGAGUGAAGCAACCAAGGAAUCCAUGGUCGGAUGGUCCAAAUCACAUCACACAGUGUAAGAUCGAGUCCGGGACAAAUUUCACCUACAAGGUCAUAUUUUCUACUGAAGAAGGGACCUUAUGGUGGCAUGCCCAUAGUGACUGGACUCAGAGUAGUGUCCAUGGUGCCAUUGUUAUCUUGCCAGCUGAAGGGACCUCUUACCCUUUUCCCGAGCCUGAUGGAGAUGAAGUCCUAAUACUAGCAUCUUGGUACAAAGCAGAUCUACCUGCUGUGCUCGAAGUGGAUCUAUCUGUCGGUGCAGACUUGCCACGAGCAGAUUCUUAUGUCAUUAAUGGCUACCCAGGAGCUUCCUUUGAAUGUGAUGAGGAAGCAUACAGAUUCUUUGUAGAGUAUGGCAAGACCUAUCUUCUCCGCCUCAUCAAUGCAGCCGUGAACUCAGAACUCUUCUUCGCGAUUGGUGGUCACAACUUCACUGUCGUCGGAAUGGAUGGGAACUACUUGAAGCCCUUUUCGACCUCAAGAGUGGUGAUAUCUCCAGGACAAACCAUGAACAUUCUACUCACAGCGGAUCAGACACCGAGUCUCUAUUUUGUGGCUGCAAAACAAUUUGUCACAGUUGGGGAUGCUGAUAUAGAAAACGCUACUGUGGCGAUUAUGGAGUACAUAGGUGACUAUGAUCCUCCAUCUUCACCUGUGUUUCCUGUGAGCCUUCCUGACAAAAGAGACAUUACAAUCGGAAAUGGAUUCUUGUCUGAGCUUAAGAGCUUAGCAAGUGAAGACCACCCAGUGAACGUGCCACUAGAGAUCACUACCCAUAUGUAUAUUGACGCAUCCCAGAAAGAAAUGGAAUGCCCACAUGGGUGCCCAACCCUGGAUGGAAAGAAGAUCAGCUCAGCAUUGAACAACAUCACUUUUCAGAACCCAACUCGGGAUAUACUGCUAGCCUAUUACAGGAACUUAACUGAUGUUUACACUGACGAUUUUCCGGACAGACCGGAACAUGUUUUCAACUUUACUGGGUACAAUUUGACAACUGCGAAUUAUACUACACCAUCUAUAGGGACCAGAGUGAAGAUGCUAGACUACAAUGAAACAGUUGAGAUAGUGUUCCAAGGGACCAAUGUGUUGGAAGGAGCUGUGAAUCACCCAAUGCAUCUUCAUGGAUACAGCUUUUAUGUAGUUGGAUCAGGGAUUGGAAAUUUCGACAAUGACACCGAUCCAAAAUCAUAUAAUUUGGUCGAUCCACCUGAAUUGAAUACCAUUCGAGUUCCUAAAAAGGGAUGGGUGACUGUCAGAUUCCAAGCGAACAAUCCAGGUGUGUGGCUGUGGCAUUGUCAUUUGACUAAGCAUCUCACUUGGGGUAUGAAAACUGCAUUUAUAGUGAGAGAUGGUGGCACUCCUGAGACAAGCAUGUUGGAUCCCCCUCCGUCGAUGCCUAGAUGUAGUAAAUCGUUCAGACAUUAUAUCCAAGACUAUGAUCAUUCAUUUGAGAUGUCUAUAUAUUAAUCAUGAGCUUGAUUAAGUGCUCAUUAAUAUUAUUAUUGAGACAAUUUAUUUCUUCGAUUUGUUACAAGAACAAUAUUAUUGGUAUUUUGUAGUGAACAAUAUAAAAUGAGUCUGCAGUGUGUUGUAGUACUAUUAUCAUCAUUGCUGCGCGCUUUUGUAAUUUUUUCAUGAAAGUUCUUUCAAUGUUGAUAUAUAUAUCAUAGACACUGUUUUGCUUCA